ACCACGCUGAAAAUCAAGAGGCGAUGUCCGACAGAAUGCAUUGAUGGUGUUAGGAAAAAGCGAACGUGAUCCUGUUUGGUGUCGACACGUUUAAAUCUUCGUAUUUCUAAGUAGGUCUGAGAGUCACGCGUAUUUAGUUGGUACGGUUGUUUCCGAGAGGGUUGUGCGCAAAGCAGAGAGCGCGAAGAGGCUCCUUCGUGUGAGUCUCUGCCAUACGUUCAGCUCGCUUGUCAGUGCUAUGGGUGCUUUGUAAGAGAACUAACGGAUGCACUUGGGGAUAUAUGUUUGGAUUUCGGCUCAUUUUCCGUUGCAAAUGCAAAAGGAAAUAUGCCGCAAAGCUUGGCCUUACUCCUUAUCAGUUUGAUUGGGUUGUGUUCAUGUACAGGUUUCCCAAGUAAUAUCAACAUAGGGGGUUUGUUCCCAACCGAUUCUCACGAAUAUGAGGUUUUUCGAUUCGCGCUCUCUCAGCACCAAGAAGUCCCUAAACUGGUACCGCAAGUAGACAUGGUUGAUACCGGGAGCAGUUUUGCCAUGACAUACGCAUUUUGCUCCCAGUUCUCCAAAGGAGUCUACGCCAUCAUCGGCCUGUACGACAAGAAGACCAUGAACAUGCUGAUGUCCUUCUGCGGGGCUCUGCACGUCUGCUUUGUCACACCCAGCUUCCCCAUCGACACCAACAACCAGUUUGUGAUCCAGCUGCGGCCUGAGCUACAGGAUGCUCUCAUUGCCCUCGUGGACCACUACAAGUGGACCAAGUUUGUCUACAUGUACAGCUCCGAAUCAGGUCUGACUGUUCUACAGAAGAUCCUGGACACUGCAGCAGAGAAGAGCUGGCAGGUGACAUCCAUCAACUUUGACACUCUCACAGAAGCAGCCUUCCUGAAAGCCAUCCAGGACCUAGACAACAAGAAGGAGUACAAGAUCAUAUUGGACUGUGAGCUGGAGAGGCUUAACUCCAUCCUUAACCUGAUUGCAGCACAAAGAAAGAACUUGAAGAAUUACCACUUUAUAAUGGCAAAUCUGGGUUUCCUGGACAUGAACUUCACUGAGUUUAGUAAAGGUGGUGCCAACGUGACAGGCUUCCAGCUGAUGAACUACACAGAGCCCAUGGUUAGCAGGACCAUACAGGACUGGUUGGAGUUUGACAGCAAAGACCUAAAGAGUCCUAAGAGAAGGCUUAAGUAUACGGGAGCUCUGACCUAUGAUGGCGUGAGCAUCAUGGCCACAGCCUUCCAAAACCUCAAGAAGCAGCGAAUCGACAUCUCUCGCCGAGGGAAUGCAGGCGAGUGCCUGGCCAAUCCGCCGGCGCCCUGGGGUCAGGGCAUCGACAUCCAGAGGGCCUUGCAGCAGGUGCAGUUGGAAGGCCUAACCGGCCAUGUCCAGUUCAAUGAGAAAGGGCAUCGGACGAACUUUACAGUCAGUGUCAUGGAGCUUGGCCCAAAUGGGCCCAAAAAGGUGGGCUACUGGAAUGAGAACGAGAAGUAUGUGAGCACCGCGACGUCUGUCCACUUGCUCAACAUCACAGUCGGCCUGCAGAACAGGACGUAUAUAGUCACCACUAUUCUCGAAUCCCCGUACGUGAUGCUGAAGAAGAACCACGAACAGUUUGUCGGGAACGACAAGUAUGAGGGCUACUGUGUGGAGCUCGCCGCAGAAAUCGCCAAGCACGUGGGCUACCAGUACCGCCUGGAGCUUGUCUCGGAUGGCAAGUACGGAGCCCGAGAUCCCGAUACCAAAAUGUGGAACGGCAUGGUCGGCGAGCUAGUGUAUGGGAAAGCAGACGUGGCUGUGGCUCCACUCACCAUCACGCUGGUGCGGGAGGAGGUCAUCGACUUCUCCAAGCCCUUCAUGAGCCUGGGCAUCUCCAUCAUGAUCAAGAAGCCUACCAAGUCCAAGCCGGGCGUGUUCUCCUUCCUGGACCCGCUGGCCUACGAGAUCUGGAUGUGCAUCGUGUUCGCCUACAUCGGCGUGAGCGUGGUGCUCUUCCUGGUGAGUCGCUUCAGCCCCUACGAGUGGCAUGGCGAGGAGACGGAGGAGAGCGGAGAGCAGCAGGGACGCACGGGCACGCCCUCGCCCGAGGCCACUGGCCGCUCGCCGUCGCAGGGCCGACGCGCCCAGAGCCCCGCGCAGCAGGACAAGCAGGAGAAGCCACCCGAGCACACCAAUGAGUUUGGCAUCUUCAACAGCCUGUGGUUCUCCCUGGGGGCCUUCAUGCAGCAAGGCUGUGACAUCUCGCCCAGGUCACUCUCUGGUCGAAUAGUCGGGGGUGUCUGGUGGUUCUUCACCCUCAUCAUCAUCUCCUCAUACACGGCUAACCUGGCUGCCUUCCUCACCGUGGAGAGGAUGGUGUCACCCAUAGAGAGCGCUGAAGACCUGGCCAAGCAGACAGAGAUUGCAUAUGGGACCUUGGAUGGAGGAUCCACCAAAGAAUUCUUCAGAAGAUCAAAGAUAGCCGUGUUUGAGAAGAUGUGGUCCUACAUGAAGUCUGCGGAUCCCUCUGUGUUUGUGAAAACCACUGAUGAGGGUGUCGUGAGAGUGAGGAAGUCCAAGGGGAGGUACGCAUACCUGCUGGAGUCCACCAUGAACGAGUACAUCGAACAGCGCAAGCCCUGCGACACCAUGAAGGUGGGCGGCAACCUGGACUCUAAGGGAUACGGAGUGGCCACGCCCAAAGGAUCCGCCUUAAGAAUCCCCGUAAACCUAGCGGUGUUGAAGCUCAAUGAGCAAGCCGUCUUAGACAAACUGAAAAACAAAUGGUGGUACGAUAAAGGCGAGUGUGGAAGCAAGGACUCCGGAAGAAAGGAUAAGACCAGUGCCCUGAGCCUCAGUAACGUGGCUGGGGUCUUCUACAUUCUCAUUGGAGGACUGGGGUUGGCCAUGCUGGUGGCCUUGGUCGAGUUCUGUUACAAAUCCAGAAUCGAGUCUCGGAGAAUGAAGCAAAUCAUUGAUGCAGCCAUGCUGGGCUCCACCUUGACGCACAUGGGCAGCGGCGGGGAGAACGGGCGUGUGGUCGCCCACGACUUCCCUAAAGCAGCACAGACUCUGCCUUGCAUGGGCCAGGCGGCGGGUAUGGGGCUCAGCACCACGGGCAUGUAGACAGGCGCCACCCUUCCCCCACUGAACCCCCCCCCCCAUUCACUGCCACGCAGUAGGAACGAUGAGACACGCAGAGAGAGAGAGAGAGAGAAGCAACGCAUUGCGACACCUUCACUGCACUUCAACCAAAAUGGACUUUACUGACUACACACUCUGGACUCUUGGAAACGAGAGCGCAGGAGGGGCAGAAUCUUUUUUCUAAUAAAUCAUUUGGUCUUUUUUUUUAAAGCCAAUCUGGUGCAAUAAGGAUCCUGAGUGGGGGGUUUUGUAUGAAGCAUUUGGUCGGACUGCACAGAGCAGGGACUCUUCCCCCAGUCUAAGGACAGUAACACUUGCACUAUGCCAUUCAUUUCAUUUGGUCUUAUUUUGUUUUUCUGUACUGCUGAUGUGUGGAUAAACCCUUUGUUCUGUCUGUUGUAGUAUGCCUCUUGUGUAUAUUUCGUCUGCAUAGCUACAUGGAAGGGAUCAUAAACCCAAACCUUAAACUGUCCUCUCACCCACAGUAAACAGUGCUACACUUCCAUCAGUGUGAGUUCGAUGUAUAAGGUGCGCUGGUUCUUGUUAGGACAGGAUGCAGCAUCGAGGUGUUUCAGUUCUAUUUACAGGAUGUCAAAAGGUCUUCCUCCCUCAUUAAACGUGUUUGCUCAAACCUCUGCCAAUGCAUCCCGAUAAGAUUGUUCUCUAAGAAAAAGGAGCUGAUAUCUCUGGUUCUGUCUUCCUCUGCCCUGCUGAAUUUGAUGAAUCACCUGCUCCCAGUCUCUGAGCAAUGAUUAGAUCUGAGACACACAGUGAGAGAGUGGGAGAGAGAGCCAGAGACAGUUAAAACAAAAGACAUUGCAGGAAUGCUGUAUAUAUAUUAAGAGUGUUUGAGUCUGGAUGCCCGAGCCUUCUUUUCCCAUCAUGGUUUCAUCCAACAUUGUCUUCCAUUUGCUGCCAGCAUCUCCUCACGUGUGAGUUUAUGUGUGUGUUCUUCCCACGGUGAGCUGUAAGCGAGAUGUCAUCUGCAGGAGUAGCCCAUCCUUCUCGUUAUUGAGAAAACGCGUUUAUUGGAUAUUAUACACUAUAUAUGGCCAUACACUGGAGACUUCACAGUCUGAUGAAAGCCAUGAAGAAAGUAAAACAAGCUGGUGUUAUAACACUGCUGUUGCAAUAUUGUGAAAACACACUGGGAAAUAUUCCCCAUUAGGAACACCAGUCGGUUGUUGGUUGACAUUAACUUGAUGAUUUAAUGUGCUGCUUCUAACAGUGGAUUUGGGGGGUGGGGGGUGCAGGGGUCCUGUUACCCUUCUUAUUAGUCUCACUGCUGUCACAUUUACAGUCACAUUUCAUGUGCUGUAAAAAAAUUAAGUUGAAAACAAACACACAGGCCAAUAACAAUGUAUCUGCUGUUGUGAGGUGCAGUGGUGCACCUAAAACCAUAUGCUAGUUCUCACUCAAGCAGUCUGUGGGUGGUAGUAACCUAACAGUCCAUAAACUUGGGUCAGUAGGGUCAUGUAUUUGAUGAUGAGAAAGUCCUGCUAUCCUGUUUGCUGAGGUAAACGACAUAAGGCUGAAACAGGCUGAUUCCAUCAGAGCUGUACUCUUAAACAGAUCUGUCUAUAGUACCUGACAUCGAGUGACCACAAUGUCAUUGUAAAGCACAAAAAUAUGUUUUGCACAAGAGCAAUUGUCACAUUACCCCUUCAGCGAGGUGCCUGCUCUGUGUCAAGUUGCCACACCUAUGGGGCCAAAGCUUCAGCUUUCUUCUGUAUGUUUUCUCUAAUAAACUAUGGCAUAGCACAGUGGGGCUGAGUGAAAACACCUACUACUGUUUUUUUAUAUACCUGAAUUGAUUUGUAAAAAAUUAAAGAAUUAAUUAAAAAAAAAAAGAUUGAUCUUAAUAUGAUGUAGUGUGUACAUGCUGAAAUACUGAUGCUUUAUUGUUUUACAUUUGCUAGAUUAUUAAUUUAGUAUAAUUUCAUUUGUUUUUGAUCUUGUAAUUGGUGGUAUUUUGUCCUAUAUAUUGUUUUUUUUUGGACAGUAAUUUUCCUUUCAGAACUGUCUGUUCCUUUUUAUUCACAUCAGUCUUAAAAAAAAAAAAACUUUCAGAAAAAGGGCAGGAAGACAUGACUUGAAUUCUGAAACUGAUGAAAAGAAAAUAUGUUGAAAAGGAUUGCUCAGAAAUAAA
Electrophorus electricus (electric eel) is the source of this 5263-nucleotide messenger RNA. RefSeq names its product glutamate receptor, ionotropic, AMPA 1b (gene gria1b). The record is from RefSeq and is a predicted model, not a curated record. Gene Ontology annotation, molecular function: ligand-gated monoatomic ion channel activity. Gene Ontology annotation, cellular component: membrane. Lineage: Eukaryota; Metazoa; Chordata; Actinopteri; Gymnotiformes; Gymnotidae.